Molecule: messenger RNA, 2081 nt
Organism: Cynara cardunculus var. scolymus (artichoke)
Lineage: Eukaryota; Viridiplantae; Streptophyta; Magnoliopsida; Asterales; Asteraceae
Product: ERAD-associated E3 ubiquitin-protein ligase HRD1B-like
Exons: 8
Coding region: 189-1874 (561 amino acids)
Source: RefSeq, a predicted model, not a curated record
AUCGUAUCUGGGUUCUCGAAUUUUCGCCCCCACCUUUUCGUACGUUUUCAAACCCCUAUUCGUUCUAUCUCCUCGUUGAUUUCUUGAAUUCAAAUGAUUUGAGGUACGAUUAGCCUUUUGGUGUACAAUACAAAGCCAAUUUGCAGAAGGUACAAAACCGAGAGUUUCAUAACAGUGCACACAGCAAAAUGAUGAGGCUGCAGACAUAUGCUGGACUCAGUGUGGUUGCCACACUGGCUGUCAUUUAUCAUGCCUUCAGUAGUAGAGGGCAGUUCUACCCGGCAACAGUUUAUUUAUCUACCUCCAAAGUCUGUUUAGUGCUUCUUCUCAACAUGGGUUUGGUGAUCAUGUGCAUUAUGUGGCAGCUGACAAAACGAAUUUUUCUUGGUUCUCUUCGAGAAGCAGAGGUUGAGAGACUGAAUGAGCAAUCAUGGCGAGAAGUCAUGGAAAUACUUUUUGCCAUCACUAUAUUCCGGCAGGACUUCUCUGUUAUGUUUCUUGCUAUGGUUACUGCUCUUUUACUUAUCAAGUCGUUGCAUUGGUUGGCUCAAAAGAGAGUUGAAUACAUUGAAACAACUCCAACUGUGCCAAUGUUGUCUCACAUCCGGAUUGUUUCUUUCAUGGGAUUUCUUCUCCUUGUUGACUGUCUUUUCUUGUAUAACUCGGUGAAGUACUUGAUACAAACCCGGGUAGCAUCGGUUUCCCUUUUCUUUUCAUUCGAGUACAUGAUAUUGGCAACAACGACUAUAUCAACGUUUGUCAAAUAUGUUUUCUAUGUCAGUGACAUGCUUAUGGAAGGACAGUGGGAAAAAAAAGCUGUGUACACGUUCUAUUUGGAGCUUAUCCGUGACUUGCUGCACUUAUCUAUGUAUCUAUGCUUUUUCCUCGUAAUCUUUGUGAACUAUGGUGUGCCUCUGCACUUGAUCCGGGAGCUAUAUGAGACAUUCCGAAACUUUAAGCUGCGAAUUGCUGAUUACGUCCGUUAUCGGAAGAUCACAUCAAAUAUGAAUGACCGCUUUCCAGAUGCAACACCUGAAGAGUUGAAUGCAAGUGAUGCAACCUGCAUUAUCUGUAGAGAGGAGAUGACUACCGCAAAAAGACUAGUCUGUGGGCAUCUUUUUCAUGUGCACUGCCUCCGGUCAUGGUUAGAGCGACAGCACACAUGUCCUAUUUGCAGAGCGCUCGUUAUACCAAAUGAGAGUGGGACAAGUGCAUCACGAUCACGAGCAGGAGUUCAUCGUCAAGGAGCAAAUUCAGCAAACACAUCGUCUCAAGAUCAAAAUGGUGAUGGUGCAGGAAGUGGGAAUAUCAGUCGGCAUCAGAAGAGAGUCCAAGCUGCAGCAGCAGCUGCUUCUAUAUAUCAGAAAUCUUUUGUUUACCCUUCUCCAAGUACUUUAACAUGGUCAUCUGGAUAUGCUGUACUUCCCAACAAAUCCACACAUGGCACCGACGUCAAUAAUGCAGCUUCUUCUGGCGAACAUGGGAAUUCAAUCCCGAACAAUCCUGCAAACUUUCCAUCUUUUCAGUUCCCACAGCCCUAUUUUAUACCAGUUGAUGCUCCGAGUGUGAGUCCUAACCAUGAAGAUGGAUGGAGCACCAACCUGCAGAUGUCCGUCUCUCAACUGGAAGCCCAGAAAAAAAUAAUUCAGCACCAGAUUGAGGUGCUGCAAAAUCAGCUUGAAAGCUUACAGAAGCCUGCAUCCAACAAAACCUCAGUUGCAGAAAGCAGCAGUGGCGGUGGUGGUGGCAGUGGCAGCUGGGAGGCGGGUCUGAAUACGACCGCCCCUGAUAGCAAAGGGAAGGCAGUUUUAUCGUCGGAUGGUGAGCAACAUCAAAAGGAGGUGGCCGACGACACAAACGUGGCGGCGUUGUAGAUGAAGUGUUUCUGUGGAUAUUUUUAUAGAGGGACAAUAGUGUUUUGCAUUAUCAGAUUUUAAUUGUAUGUAGGAGGACUUGUUUCUCAAACUUCCCUUGAAUACCUGAAACAAAUUUGCAGAAUACUAGAAUUAAUAUUUGUCAAAGUGAAAAAAAGCCAUAUGAUAAUGCAAAUUUAGCUUGUGUUAUUAUUAUUUUUAGUUAUU